Messenger RNA from Coccinella septempunctata (seven-spotted ladybird), 1776 nucleotides. It is a transcript of the gene Nemp, whose product is annotated as nuclear envelope integral membrane protein 1. Bases 80 to 1324 code for a protein of 414 amino acids. Gene Ontology annotation, cellular component: nuclear envelope. The transcript has a single exon. Lineage: Eukaryota; Metazoa; Arthropoda; Insecta; Coleoptera; Coccinellidae. The record is from RefSeq and is a predicted model, not a curated record.
CGGUCGUUUGUAUUCUAACCUCAAUUCUUGAGAAUCAAAAAAUGCCGAUAAAUAGUUUUUAAGCGCAUAAUUGUGAAUUAUGAUAUUAUACCAAGCCAUGAAUUUUUACAUCCCUGUCGGCGUUUUAAUUUCAUUUUAUUUUAUUCCUUCUUCAUUAACUACCGAAGUCAGAUCGCAAGUGGUGAAUUAUCUUGUUCCAAAUGAAGAGCUUCAGUUUAAUCCAAAACCAUUCACACAAUCAAAAAGGUUUCGCAUCUACUGUUACGAGGGUAAACCCAAAAGUAUUCUUUAUAUAUGGCAGAGUAUAUUUCUGCAAAUCGACUCAGAUUCAGAGGAUUACACACAGUACGAUGGUCCGACCCCAGAAAUCGUAUUGCAAGACUAUGAAGCUCAUCGUUUCAGUUGGAGUAUAAGCUUAUUCUCAUGGAAAAGUAAAAAUAUGAAACUAGAUCCCUUCAAUCAGAGUUGUAUAGGAAUACAUAGCAAUGAAAAUUACAUAGUGAGACUCCGAGUGCUACAUAUAGAUUAUUGGAAAGUUUUAAUGUUGGUUGUUGGUAUUUUAAUUUAUCUAUCAGCUGCCAAGCUUUGCCAAAACGUGCUUUUCUACUAUAUAUCGGGUAUAAGCAUAGGAAUAAUAGCUUCUUUUCUUUUUCUAAUAUAUUUCCUAAGCAAAUUGUUCCCAAGGAAAUCCAUAAUGUAUGGAGUAUUUGCUACAGGGUGGACAGUAAGCUUAUACCUUCUACAAUUGAUUAAGGAUAAUUUAAGGACAAUUUUUGUGAUGUACAGAGAAUAUGUUGUGUAUUACACAAUUUUUUCGGGAGUCAUUAGUUUUAUAGUCUGCUACAGAUAUGGACCAAUUAAAGAUGAAAGAACUCGGAGUAUCAUUAGGUGGUCUCUACAAGCAAUAGGCUUGCUAUCCAUAUAUCUGAGUAGUCAGUUUCAAGAGGCUUCUGUUGCCCAAAUAAUUGUGCUACUGAUAUAUCACAAUACCCCUAGUAGAUGGUUGUCCAAACCAAGGAAUUACUUGAAGAGAAAGUUUCCCCCAAAAGUAAAACUGUUAACCAACGAUGAAUAUUAUGCACAAGGUGUUAGAGAAACUAACAAGAGCUUAGAAGAACUGAGAAAAUACUGCCUAAGCCCUGAAUGUAAUCAGUGGAAGACUGCAUUGAAAUUGAAAGACGUCAAGAGGUUUGCAUCGUUUAUUGAGGGCAAUUCGCACUUGAGCGAUGAAGAAGUUCUUGAAUACGAGACUUCCCUCCAACAAGUCGAUUUUACAGACGAUGAAGAGCAAACAGAUGAAGAGGAUUACACUGAUGAAGACUGAAGUGUACCUUGAAGAUUUGGCAUAGUUGUGAAAUUGUUCUGGUUUUCUUUCACUUUUUCCUUCCAACAACUGUGAUACUGCUGCUCAUUUCACUUGACUUAUUACCCAAAUGGACUCAUUUAAUCAUUAACGAGGAUUGUAUUGAGUUGAGCUGAGUUCUAAUUUGAAGUAGUUCUUCCUUAUCAAUUUCUAUCAAAAAUAUUGCUUUGUAUUCUUCAUAAGGGUAAAAUGAAUUGUUUGAUGUGACCGUCAAAAUAUUGAUUUGUAUUUUAAAAUACACUUUUUUGUACAUACUUUGUCUUAGCGAUUUUUGGGAAUGUUUAGAAUUUUCCUCAAUCAUCAAUUGAGUUUUUGAUGGAAAUUCGUAAAUAAAUUGAAGUUUCGCUAUUUUAAGUGCUUAAGACUGAAGAUAAAUGUAAAUAAGCCCAAUAAAUAUUUCAAGUUUGUUAAUA